This is a messenger RNA of Apus apus (common swift), 1436 nucleotides long. RefSeq names its product sorting nexin 20 (gene SNX20). The coding region runs from base 106 to 1092 and encodes 328 amino acids. Gene Ontology annotation, biological process: protein transport. Gene Ontology annotation, cellular component: early endosome membrane. The transcript has 4 exons. NCBI's taxonomy places the organism in Eukaryota, Metazoa, Chordata, Aves, Apodiformes, Apodidae. The record is from RefSeq and is a predicted model, not a curated record. Gene Ontology annotation, molecular function: phosphatidylinositol phosphate binding.
CGUUUUUCUGCAUUUUGAAAAUGCAGGCAGGCUUUUUGUGACCUCGUACAGGCUACACGUGCACCACAACUGAAGCUCUGCAGCAGCUUUCAGCAAUAAUUUGCAAUGGACCAAGACUCACACUGCACGGCAGAAGAGGGACUGUUGGAAGCUGUAAGCAGAAUGACCCCAUUUUCUACCACAAGCCCAACUGAUGAAGAACAAAAUCAACCCAAAGCUGGAAUUUCAUCUAAAGUGAGAAAAGAAAAGCCACAAAAAGAUGACCUUCAAGGUUCCAGUUCAUCCUUAAGUCCCAACUCUUCAAUGACCACUAAGGAGCUUCAGGAAUAUUGGAGGAAUGAAAAACGCCAGUGCAGACAAGUCCAACUCCUUUUUGAAAUCCCAUCCACCAGAAUUGUAGAGCACCACUUACCUAAAUAUGUGAUGUAUAAAAUCAUCGUUUUACAAACAGGAAGUUUUGACAGCAACAAAUCUGUAAUUGAACGGCGUUAUUCAGAUUUUGAGAAGCUGCACAGAAAUCUGCUGGAAGAGUUUAGUGAAGAAAUGGAAGAUGUGAGUUUUCCCAAAAAAACUCUAACAGGGAACUUCACAGAAGAAAUAAUCAAUGAGAGAAAAUUAGCCUUCAAGGACUACUUGAGACUUCUAUAUUCUAUGAAAUAUAUCCGAAGAUCAAAAAAAUUCAUUGACUUUUUAACAAGGCCAGAGCUUCAGGAAGCAUAUGGCUGCCUGCGGGGUGGCCAGUACACCAAAGCUCUGGAAAUCCUUUUAGAAGUCAUUGGUCUGCAGGAAAGGCUGACAAGGCACAACCCUGUCUCCAUUGUCCCAACUCUCUGUGCUAUCGUGGUGUGCCACAAGGACCUGGAAAACCCAGCAAGUGCCUUUGAAUAUGGAGAAAAAGCUCUGUCACGCCUUCAUGUGCAUACCAGCCACAGGUAUUAUAUCCCAUUGUUAGAAACAAUGAUCGCUUUGGCAUAUGAACUUGGCAAGGAUUUUCUGUCUUUGCAAGAAAAACUGGAAGAAUGGAAGGCAAAGAAAGAUCCCGUACGGGUUUUUACCCUGAAAGAACUCGCAGUUCGGGAGUACGUACAAUGAAUAUAAGAAACCAUUUCCUUAAAGAGCAAAGCUGUUAGAUCUUUUUCCCAAACACAAACUCUUGAAAGAGUAAGAACUGGAAGUCACCUUUCAUGUUCAAAAGGGACAUAAAGAUUAAUGUUGGAAAAUAUAUUUAGUCUACAGAUAUGAGGAGCACCUAAGCUAUUAAGGUUUUGGAAAUAAAUUUGCAACAAAAAAAGUCUUCUAUGAUUUGCUUAUUUUGAACAUAACCUAUUUUGUGUGAAAAGUCAGAAUAGGAAAAUACAAAGAGUAAUGCAUGUAAGAAUCUGCAGAAUCAAAGGCAUUGCUUGCUCAUGCAUAGCUACUUCCUUUCACUGAUACAA